Messenger RNA from Megalobrama amblycephala (Wuchang bream), 1230 nucleotides. Its product is annotated as piggyBac transposable element-derived protein 3-like. The record is from RefSeq and is a predicted model, not a curated record. The coding region runs from base 91 to 849 and encodes 252 amino acids. The transcript has 3 exons. Lineage: Eukaryota; Metazoa; Chordata; Actinopteri; Cypriniformes; Xenocyprididae.
GUGAUCUAUGCAAACUGUAAACGCCCCUAACAGCGUCUUAAAAAGCAUCAAGUUUCAUCAGAUUCAUUCGCUUUCCUUCGCGUUUGGAAGAUGGCACACUACACAGGUGAGCAGGCUCUUCAGAUGGUCCUGGACAGUGAGGAAGAGUUCACUCUUUCCUCGGAAGAAGAACACGACUCUGACGAUGAACGUCUGCAUUUUGAAGAGCGACUUGAUCCAGCUGAAGAUACAGUUUCUGAUGAGAAUGUGGAUCCAUCACUCUCACAUUCACCUGCAAUUCCCACUAGGAGGGCACGCAGCAACACAGGCGGAAAUGAGAAAGAUGGAGACACUGUGCAGAGGAGGGUGAAAUCACAAGGUACAUGGAGGACAAAGACAUUUCCGUGUCCUGCACCUGUGACUGCAUACAACCAACACAUGGGGGGUGUCGACCUGUCUGAUCAGCUGAUACAAUACUACACAACACAACACAAAACAAUGAAGUGGUACAGAAAGAUCUUUCUACACUUCCUGGACAUUGCUGCCACAAACGCUUUCAUUAUACACAAAGACCUAUACGAUACCAUGACCCAUAAAGAGUUCAUAGAACAGCUUAUUGCAGAGCUCUGUGGUGUGUCGUCACAGAAAGCAGCUCCAAAACAGACCAAAAGUGACCAUGUACCGGUUCCAGGAGCAGAGCUGACAUCAGAUGCAAGGAAUAAUGCCACCGCUGGUCGUCGGAACUGCAUGCUUUGCAAAGUACAGCUUGGUAAAAGGCAAGACACACCUUGGAAAUGCCAGGCAUGUGACAUUUACUUGUGUCUUCAGUUGAAAAGGAACUGUUUUCAAAAAUGGCACACAGAUGUGUGACUGUUCAGAUUCUCUGUUCACCACCUCUCACUGACCAUUGGGCUGCAAAGAUUAUCUAUAUGUGAUCAAGCAGGUUAUGUAUAGGGUGUAAAAGUGGGCUUUUUUUAUAAACCUUACCUUUAUUUGCCUGUAUACACAAAAUAUGCCUUUGACCCUAGUUUAUAUGUGGAUUAUAUUGUUAACUUUAUUUUAAAUAAAAAAGAAAAAAAACAAUGAUAUGUCUUGUCUUUGCAUUUUCUUAGUUGACUCAGUCACAUUCCUGACUGAAUGGCUCAUUAUGCGGCUCAUUAGGGGCAGGGUCUUAAUCUCCCCAGGUGUAAAUCACUUCAUUAUUCAUGAAGAGUCACACCUCUUCGCAUAUGGCCUACCUAAACAAAAAGU